Messenger RNA from Staurois parvus, 287 nucleotides. Lineage: Eukaryota; Metazoa; Chordata; Amphibia; Anura; Ranidae. The record is from the annotation of a GenBank genome assembly.
CAGGGGCGGACUGACAACUCAUGGGGCCCCCGGGCAAUUGGGGAUCAUGGGGCCCCUGUGUCCUUGCCCAAACUCAAAAAAGCCUAUGAAAAAGGUACCAGGGGCAUCUCAUGGGGCCCCCUACUGACCCUGGGCCCUCGGGUAGUGCCCGAGUUUCCAAAUGGUCAGUCCACCCCUGGUUCAGUCUGUCUUAUCAGCGUGGACAUUUGAACAAGAGGAGAGGCAGAUAAGACAGGAUCAAACAGCCUUUUUAUACAAUGCAGAGGAUUAACCCCUGAGGUUCCACA